AUAGAUAGUUCCUUCAUUCAUCACAUACAUCAACUCUUCAACACAACACUUGAACACACACGCAUCACACUGAAUCCACCCACUAAUCAAUCAACACUCCUCCAUCGCAAUCAUGUCCAAGCUCAUCACUGUCUUUGGCGCUACCGGCAACCAGGGUGGCUCAGUUAUCAAAGCCAUUCUCAACGAUGCCGUCCUCUCCAAGGAAUUCAAGAUCCGGGCUAUUACCCGAGAUGUGAACAAGCCAUCGGCCCAGGCACUUGCUGCCAAGGGUAUCGAGGUCGUUGCAGCCGACAUGUCUUCCGCUGAUGCACUCGGUCCGGCGGUUAGCGGCGCGCACACCGUCUUCGGGGUCACCAACUUCUGGGAAACCUUUUCUGCGGAUACCGAAAUCGCUCAAGGAAAAGCUGUCACCGAUGCCUCCAAGGCCGCCGGCGUGAAGCAUCUCAUCUUCUCUUCCCUUCUCAACACCACAGAAAUCAGCGGAGGCAAACUCCCCAACAUCUCUCAUUUCGACUCCAAGGCCAAGGUCGAGGAGUACAUCCGCAGCAGUGGUGUCCCGGCCUCUUUUGUUCUGCCUGGCCUGUUCAUGUCCAACCUCUUCGAAUGGUUCAAGAAGAACGACCAGGGUGGCUACACCAUGGCCCUUCCUGUCUCUCCCGAGAAGGCCCAGGUUCCUCUCCUCGAUGCGAGCGGAGAUACUGGCAAAUUUGUGGCUGCUGCAAUUCGACACUACCCAAAGUCCCUCGGCCAGAGAAUUUAUGCGGCUACGGAUUACUACUCGCCAGCGCAGAUUGCAGCUGACUUCUCCACCGUGAUUGGAAAGCCUGCUGUAUCAAUUCAGAUCCCCGACGACGUGUUCAAGUCGUUUUUGCCUCCGCACGCGGCCCAGGAGCUGCUUGAGAACAUGAAGCUCCUAGAGGACCCUGGUUACUAUGGAGGAGCUGAUUUGAAGGAGAGCUUGAGCCUCCUGAGCGAGAAGCCAAUCACAUGGAAGGAAUUUGCCGAGUCGUUUAAGGAGAAGUGGGCUUAGAUAGCAGGGCUGCUGGGAAAACUUGAGUUAUGUAAGAGAAAUAGAGACCUGUUGCUGUUGGGUUACUUUCUAUCCUUUAAGGCGUUAAUAAGUCUGCUAGAAAAAGAAGAGGAACGCUUUUUCCCUUCUUCAAUUGAUAUGACAC
This is a messenger RNA of Ilyonectria robusta, 1175 nucleotides long. RefSeq lists its product as uncharacterized. The record is from RefSeq and is a predicted model, not a curated record. The transcript is spliced from 3 exons. The coding region runs from base 113 to 1030 and encodes 305 amino acids. Lineage: Eukaryota; Fungi; Ascomycota; Sordariomycetes; Hypocreales; Nectriaceae.